AUGUUGAAAUCACUUUCCCAUGAAAGUGCCCGGAACGAACUUGGCACUGGCCCUGAUGACCAUAACUCCACCCUUUUCUUGCAACUUCUAUACAACGGAUUGCCUGACGAUAUUUCCGCGGGAGACAUGGCCACCCUGCGCUUGGAACUUUACUCCAUUGCAGUCUCCCGGCAGCAUCCAUCAUAUACCAAGGAUGAUCUGCUGCGUGAAUUCACGGAUCUCCUUCGUGCUGGCGUCGAUCUGGAAGAUAGUCUCGCGUUCGAGACUGUUGGAGCUCUUUUGACGCCGCGGACAACAAAAGACCAGCAAAAUCAGGCCGUGAACUAUCUUCCGGAAGGUGACAUCGAGCUUGCAUUGCAGGUUCUCGAUCGUCUCAGUCUUCGUGGCGUCCCUAUCCUGAACUUCAAAGUGUUCAAUAUGCUGUACGGCGUUGUUGAUACACCAAGAGAACCGCCAACGACCUCCCCCUCACAACCGGGCGCCUUGGACUCUGACAUCCCCACUUUAGCUACAAGUGGAAAGGCGUGGACCCCUGCUCAGCGACAGAUGUUGACACGACUCUCCAAGAUCGUAUCCGCCGCGGAGGUCGAAUUCGAUGUCGAAGAAGCUCGCCGGUUGAUGGUGACUCAGUUCCAGUGUGAAGAUUAUGAUGGCUUCUGGCGGCUGUGGCGACAAUUACCCCUCAAAGGUGCUCAGCGGACUCCUGAAGACUACCGCCAGCUGUUCCAACUACAUGCGGAUCUUGGAGAAGAAGGCCGUGCCCGCGACUGCCUUUCGAUGUGGGUGCCUAUGAUGGACCGCGAAUCGCCUGUGAUUGAACUGAAAGGGCCUUUGGUCACAUCGAUCAUGCAUUGUCUUCUGGUGGCGGAUCCGAAUAUCCAGGACCGCACACAGGAGGAGAAUUGGAGUUUUUUCCUGGAACUUUGGCGUCGAUGCCAAGCUGCCCUGGCCCGGCCGAGCGUUUGA
Messenger RNA from Penicillium macrosclerotiorum, 966 nucleotides. RefSeq names its product ATPase synthesis protein 25. Gene Ontology annotation, biological process: mRNA stabilization; mitochondrial gene expression; mitochondrial proton-transporting ATP synthase complex assembly. Gene Ontology annotation, cellular component: mitochondrion. The record is from RefSeq and is a predicted model, not a curated record. Bases 1 to 966 code for a protein of 321 amino acids. NCBI's taxonomy places the organism in Eukaryota, Fungi, Ascomycota, Eurotiomycetes, Eurotiales, Aspergillaceae. The transcript has a single exon.